Molecule: messenger RNA, 1653 nt
Organism: Zophobas morio
Lineage: Eukaryota; Metazoa; Arthropoda; Insecta; Coleoptera; Tenebrionidae
Product: U3 small nucleolar RNA-interacting protein 2-like
Exons: 13
Coding region: 13-1653 (546 amino acids)
Cellular component (GO): small-subunit processome
Molecular function (GO): protein binding; U3 snoRNA binding
Source: RefSeq, a predicted model, not a curated record
UUCUAUUAUAACAUGAAAGAUCCCUUUUUUUUGUCUAAUAAUAAAAAAAAAAAUUAUAAAAAGUCAGAUGCUUCGGAGGAGGAUUCUGAUGCUUUGGAAAGUGAAACGGAAAAAGACAGAGCUGAUGAUGAUAUAUUAGAAAAAGAAGAUUUCGAAACUCCUUCUGAAAAACGUAUCCAUCUUGCAAAAGAGUACUUAUCAACAAUUUCUAAAGAGGAAGCAGCUGGAGAUUUAGAAAAUAGUAGAUUAACUGUACACGAAAGAAUAUCUCACCGUUUAAAGCGGGAACAAGAAGAAAAAGACAGGAAAGUAACUAAAACUUUGGCUCAUUUGUACACGAACGCCUUUGAGGAGAGCAAAGUAUUAACUUUAAAAGGCCACCGGCUUCCGGUGACUUGCGCUAUUAUUUCUUCUGAUGAGAAAUACAUUUAUUCUGGAUCAAAAGAUUCUACAAUAAUUAAAUGGUCUGCCAAGAGUGGACGCAAAAUUUGUAGAAUAAUUGGUGGGAAAAAAGGGAAGGCUUUUGGGGGGCAUACUAAAGAAAUUUUGGCUUUAGCUUUGUCUACGGAUGGGAAGUAUUUGGCGUCUGGAGGUAAAGAAGAUGUAAUAUUUAUAUGGAAUGCCGUUAACAAUUGUGAACUUUUACACGUUUUUAAAGGACACAGAGGCCCAAUUUCAAGUUUAGCAUUUCGUUCAGGGAGCAACACCUUGUACAGCGCUUCGUUUGAUCGGACUAUCAAGAUUUGGGAUGUGGAUUCUUUUUUAUUUAUUGAGCAGCUUUUUGGCCAUCAGGAUUCUGUUAUGUGCGUUGACACGCUAUCGAGAGACAGGGCCAUUUCCGUAGGCGGCCGGGACCGUUCGUUGCGCUUGUGGAAGAUUUCGGAGGAAAGUCAACUCGUUUUUGACUCCAAAGGCCACGUGGGCAACAUUGAGUGCUGUUGUAUGAUUAACGAGAAUACUUUUGUCACCUGCGGAGAAGAUGGAAAAAUUCUUUUAUGGACAACUUCAAGGCGACGUCCUUUUUUUACUCAAACUUCGGCGCAUGGCAUGCGGCACUCUAAAUCGGAAAAUACUCAUAAUCAUAACAAUAAAGCCAACGCGCCGUGGGUGACUUCUGUCGCUUCUUACCGCUACUCCGAUUUAUUGGCUUCUGGCUCCAACACGGGAUUUAUCAAACUUUGGAGGCUUGAGCCUAACAAGACGCUCUCCUCCAUUUCUGACCUUCCUUGUGUUGGUUAUGUUAAUUCGUUACAGUUUUCAGCGUCAGGAACGAUACUUGUAGCUUCCGUAGCGCAGGAACAUCGCCUCGGCCGCUGGGAAAAUCGGUCUAGUACUGUGACCACAGAAACAUUGCCUUCCGGAGACGCUCCUUUAGUGAAAAUCAAUGGAAGAGCAGCCGUAGUCAAUCGAUUCACUAUUAAAUUGUUGACGAAAGCUGCUAAGUUUUGUAGCACUCUACUCUGGUUGACGACUCUUCCUGAGUUCAAAGGAUGCAGGCUUGAUCCUUCCUCGUUGGAGGAUCGAGCUUGUACUAUAAUACUAGUAACAGACUAUGCUUGGGCUGUGUCGCGGCUCGUUACUGCUCAUUUCGUCACUGGCUUAGCUGCAUUGUACAGACUAGUGUCUGUUACUAGUACUAUAGUUAGACUAUAG